AUGCCGGGUUGGGAUAGUAGAAAUAAAGAAAGGACGGACAUUAGGCCUAGCAGGGGAAGCUCUGGUUUUGGCAUAUUGCUGUUGUUAUGUGGCGUUGAAUUGGCAUGUCGAACUGAUCAAGGGAACCCUACUGUGUUUUUGCACUGUUCUGGUUUUCAUUCGAAAGCUGAAACCGACGACAUGACCGAAAGGCAGUAUGCAGAUGCAUCGUCGAGGAUGUCGAAAUCUGCAUCGUCUACGGGAUUGGAAGUUCAUGUAGGAAGUAUGCCUUUUUCCCUGGACAAAGAACUUCUGGCCUCAAAAUCAGCUAAAGUUGCUGCCUUGCUUAAAGAGAAUUCCAAUGCAGAUCUAUAUUGCUUGCUCCGUGACAUUCCGGCAGAUUUGGAAACUUUCGAGCUCGUUGCAAGAUUCUGCCAUGGAUAUGCAAUUCACAUGUCCUCUGAAAACAUUGUGCCACUCAUCUGCCUGUCUUUCCACUUGGGGAUGGAUGAAAAUCACUGCAAUAACAAUCUAUUAAGCAAGGCUGUUACUUUCUUUGAGCAGAGAGUCCUCCCUAGUUGGAACGAAAUCAUCAAGGCUUUGCGCUCGUCUGAAAAGUCCCUUCAACAAACGAUGCAGCUCGGCUUAUUCGAUGCCUGCUUGCAUGCUAUGAUUGCAAAGGCAUCGGACAAUCCACAACAUCUAGGGGAACGAAUAAUCGUCUCGAGAAAUGAUGGUGAUGGCGGUGAAAAGCCCAAUGCAAAGAGGAGGCUCUUUGCUCUUGACUGGCAAGAAGAUUUGACAACAUUGUCUCUGCAGCUAUAUGAGCCUAUCAUUUACACAAUGAAACAACACGAAAUCCCACCGGAAUACAUUUCCGCAUCGAUUUAUCGGUAUGCAAAGAAGUCUAUCUUUUGUUGCAGCAGCGGAAGGGAGACUGUGUCGAUUUACAAGAGGAGAUCUCAAAGAAAUGUAAUUGAAACAUUGGAGAAGCUUUUGCCACAUGGAAGAGAACUACUUCCUUGCACAUUGUUGUCCAAAAUGCUCCGAUCUGCAAUCGAAUUGGAAGCUAGCUCGGGAUGCAGGAAAGGUUUCGAGAUAAGGAUCGGAAAGCAGCUGGACCAGGCAAAAGUAAAGGACCUAUCGAUUCCUUGCCAAGGCUAUGCCAAGGAAGUGCAAUAUGAUAUUGAGUGUAUAAGGAGGAUUCUGAAGGAAUUCUACGACAAUUACGAUAGCUCCGAUGCUCUGGGAUUUAUCAAGGUGACAGAACUCAUGGAAGAAUUCUUGGCAGAAGUUGCUUGUGAUGCAAGUUUAGUGAUAGACACUUUCAUUUCCCUUGCAGAGAUGUCCAGGGCAGCAGCAUUAGGAACAAAGAGAAACUCUGACGGAAUAUACCGAGCCAUCGACGUAUACUUGGAAAAGAAUGCUUACUUGACAGACAAGGAGAAGGAACAAAUUUGCAAGGUGUUGGAUUUCCAGAAAAUGUCAGCCAAGGCUUGCGAACACGCUACCAAAAACGAAAGAUUACCGGUGAGAGCGGUGGUGCAGGUGCUGUUUAUGGCACAGCUGCAGCUGCAGGAAACGACGGCGCGUGCGAUUUAUGACGACCACAAAUCGGGGAAAGAGUACGAGGAAGAAGAGGAAGAAGAGGAAGAAGUGAGGCUGGAAAUGGAGAAAAUGAGCAUCAAGGUGAAGGAGCUUGAGAAGGAUUGCCAUGAAAUGAAGAAAGAAAUCACCAAUGGAAGCAAUAGGCAAAGAGUAAAUAAGGGGAAACAGAGCUUGUGGAGUGAAAUGAAGAGGAAAUUUGGGUGCUCCACUAACAUGGAUGACUUGCAUUGCCCUACCAAGAAAAAGAAAGUGCAUCCCAAAUGGGGCAUCAUAUGA
Messenger RNA from Hibiscus syriacus, 1863 nucleotides. RefSeq names its product BTB/POZ domain-containing protein At5g17580-like. The record is from RefSeq and is a predicted model, not a curated record. The transcript has 4 exons. The coding region runs from base 1 to 1863 and encodes 620 amino acids. NCBI's taxonomy places the organism in Eukaryota, Viridiplantae, Streptophyta, Magnoliopsida, Malvales, Malvaceae.